Molecule: messenger RNA, 1893 nt
Organism: Meleagris gallopavo (turkey)
Lineage: Eukaryota; Metazoa; Chordata; Aves; Galliformes; Phasianidae
Gene: SLC35E4
Product: solute carrier family 35 member E4
Source: RefSeq, a predicted model, not a curated record
GGCCAUGGGACCGGUUUGCGCCGGGGCUGUGUGCAGCAUCGCCGGAGGUGUCCGCUUCCACCAGCCCGGGGGCUGCGUCCUCCUGGCUGCCACCGUCCUGCGUGCCCUCAAGUCGCUGCAGCAGAGCCUGCUGCUGCAGGAGGGCCGCCUGGACGCCGUGUCCCUGCUGUGCCUCACCGCCCUGCCCAGCUUCUGCCUGCUCUUUGGGGCAGCCGUGGCACUGGAGGUGGCCCCGGCGUGGCAGGGCGUGCUGCGCUACGACGGCUCGCUUUGGGGCUGCGUGCUGCUCAGCUGCCUGGGCUCCGUCCUCUACAACCUGGCCAGCUUCUGCGUCCUGUCCCUCACCUCCGCCCUCACCAUCCAUCUCCUGGGCAACAUCACGGUGGUGGGCAACCUGCUGCUCUCCCGCCUGCUCUUCGGCAGCCGCCUGAGCGCGCUCAGCUACCUGGGCAUCGCGCUGACGCUGGCUGGGAUGUUCAUGUACCAGCAGCCACAGCUCAUUGCACGGCGCUGGGCCGUGUGGCUGCAGCACCGACCCCCCAGGCACCAGUAGGGAUGGAGGUGGUGGGAUUUGAGUGUGGCACAGCUCUGCGUGAGCUGGUGUGCAAGGCUCUGAUUGCACGUCUGCGUGCUGCUGUGCUUGGCACCGAGAGCACAGGACUGUGCUGAUUUGCACAGCUCUGCGUGCACUGGCGUGUGCGUGGCACUGUGUGCACAACGUAUGCUGGAGUGCAUCUGUGUGCUUGGCAGUGCGUGCACAAAACUGUGCUGAUUUGCACAGCUCUGCGUGCACUGCUGUGCGUGGCACUGUGUGCACACGUACGUGCUGGGGUGCACAGCACUGUGUGUGUGCUGUGUGCGUGUGCAGGUGUGCAAGGCAGCGCGUCCAUGUGUGAGUGCUGGUGUGUGUGGCACUGUUUGCACACGUGUAUGCUGAUGUGCGUGGCACUGUGCCCGCUGGUGUGUGUGGCAACAUGCACAUGUGUGUGCUGGUGUGCACAGCCCCUCUGUGCACAUCUGUGCUGGUGUGCAUGGCACGAUAUGCCCACAAGUAUGCUGGUGUGCACAGCUUUGUGUCCUCAUGCGGGUGCUGGUGUGCAUAGCAAUGUAUGGACGUGCAUGUUUGGUGUGCGCACUGUGCAUGCACAUAUGUUGGUCCACGUGGCCAUGUGCAUGGUCUGUAUGUGCGUGUUCUGGACAUGCAAGUGUUUGUGUGCACAGCUCUGUGUAUGGGGCACACGUGUGCUGCAUGCUCUGCAGGUGUGAGUGUAUCUAUGCACGUGGCAGUGUGUGCAAGGAGUGUGUGAGUGCUGGGGGGUGAAGGUUCCACGUGUGCAAGCAGGUCUCAUACAUGUGGGCACGUGUGCUGCUGGGCAGUCUAUGCGUGUGGGGUGUGUGUGCAGAGCAUUUUGUGCAGGUGUGUGCUGGUGUGCACAGACUGUGUGUGCAAGUGGUGCUCCAUGCACAGCUUUGUGCAUGGGAGCAUAAGCCUGUCAGUGCGUGCACAAGUGUCUGUGCACAAGUGUGUGUGCAGAUCCUUACAGGUGGGGAUGUGUGCACACGCUGCUGCACACAGGCUCAGUGUGUGCACAGAUUCUGUGUGUGCCAGUGCAUUUCCGUGUGUGUGCACAUGUGCACAUCACUACUGAGCUCUGCUGGGUGGAGUGAGCCUGGUGCAUUGUGCACACAGCUCGUGCCCCCAUGGCACAGAGGGCGUUGGACCCUCGGGGUGCUGUGUGCCACCUCAAUGCUGGUGUCCCAGUGAUGUCACCCUCCUGCUGUUGGUGAUGGCACGGUGGGCAUGUUGGACACUGCACACCCACGUGUAUUCCUCAGGAGGUGCAGUGGCACUGGGACAGCUCUGAAAUAAAGCUCUAUUUUUGUCAUACUCCA